AUGAGGAGGAAGAUAGCUUCUUUUGAGCAAGAACCGGAUGAAACUCUUGGGGAAGCAUGGGAAAGGUUUAAGGAUUUGAUUAGAGCAUGUCCUCAUCAUGAAUUCAACCAUAAUUUUCUCAUGAGACUCUUUUAUGAUGGCUUGGAGCCAAUGUCAAGGACCAAUCUAGAUGCGGGUGCCGGUGGCCAAUUGAUUAAAAUCCCUCAAAGCCAAGUUGAAGCUACUAUUGAAGAAGUGGCUACUAGCUAUUCUUGGGGAGGACAAAAAAGGUCCCAAGGGAAGCAAGGAGAUCUUUAUGAGUUGGAGAAAGUCGGCCAACUUAAGCACAUAAUUGAGCUCUUGAAUGAAGGUCUUUCCAAGUUGAACUCAAGUGUUGGUUUGGGUUCAAAACCGUCGCAAAUCAUUGAUUUCUCAUGUGCUUGUUGUGGUGGGAUGAAUCAUGAUGCAUCCUAUUGUAGAGAGUUCAAUCCCAAGAAUGGUGAGGUUUUGAAUUUGAGGGAAAAAGAGUUUGUAACCCAAACUCAAUCUCAACAACUUCAACAACCUCCAAGACUAGAAAACUCCUAUCCCCAUGAUAGACCUCUCUUUAAUCUACCAACCCAAUUUUUUUUCAACCCUUCCAUCCAAAUAGGGAAAUUUCAAGAUCAACAUCAUGACCAAAAUCCUCAAGCGUAUGAAGAACAAUCCCCACCCAACCACACAAAAACCCAAAUUCUUCAACAACGUCAAAUUAUCACUCAACAAUUCCAAGAGAUCAAAUCUCACAAUGAAGUUGUUGAUUCCCAAUUAGCCAAAAUUUAUUCUCUCCAUUUAACCACAAAAAUCCCCUUACAAUCAUCUACUAACCCUUCACAUACUUAUCAACCCAAAACUUUCAAGGAGGAUGAGAGCAAGGAGGACAAGGUUGUAGAAGAUGUGGUUGAGAAGAAGGUUCAAGAACAAAAUGAGGAGCCAUUUGAUUUUAGUGAACCAAACAAGUUUGAAGGCCCAGUUCCCUUUCCUUGUAGGCUAGUUGAUAAUGUUGUUUUGAAGAGCCCUAUGGUGGUGAGCAUAUGUAGAGUUGAUGUGGUCAAUGGUGUGAUGGCUAAUGAGAGCUUACCUCCAUGUGAUGAUAAGGUGACAAUGAGGUAUGAUGACUUCCUUGAAGUUCCCGUUUUGUUUGAAGGCUCUUUUGAGGAAGGUGAGGUUGCUUUUUGGAAGCUUGGAGCUGAGUGA
Messenger RNA from Chenopodium quinoa (quinoa), 1215 nucleotides. RefSeq lists its product as uncharacterized. Lineage: Eukaryota; Viridiplantae; Streptophyta; Magnoliopsida; Caryophyllales; Amaranthaceae. The coding region runs from base 1 to 1215 and encodes 404 amino acids. The record is from RefSeq and is a predicted model, not a curated record. The transcript has 2 exons.